AUGGGAGUCUUUGCAGUCUUCAAGACUUUCAUUUUGAUCCUCAACUCGCCCAAUGUAUCCAAGUCUCCUCGCUUACAAACGGGGGUCAUCUCUGAUCAUGAACCGCUUGGCCUGUACAAGGAGAUUCAAGAAUUCAAGGAAGAUGCCGAGAAGGUUGCAGUGAAGAUUGCUGAUGAUAGGCUUUGUGAACGAAUCAAGAAGUUUGUUGAAGCGCCUCGAGAGAUCCAGGAACUUUGCGAAGAGGAUGCCAAAAGUGAAAAUGUCAAUCUGAUGGCGGUCAUCUUGAGAUCCCCCGAGGGCCCUAAGCUCGACAAGGCAGCCUACCAACGUAUCCAACAAGCCUCUCAAGCCUAUGAACAAUACAAGACCUACCGUGACAGACUGGAUGACCCAGCGUUGGAUGAAGUAGUUGUCCCACAGGUCAUUGACGUCAGCGUCACAAGCGGUCAUCACAUCGGAAAACAAAAUCCCGUUGCUUCCACCAGCAUCGUCAAAUCGGCAGGAGACGGGCGUACCAUCAAAGCGAAUGGGAAGCGCAAGGCCAAUGAGCCAAAGCUCCAAGAAACAGACGAAGAGACUGACUCCGAAAGCGAUCAAAGUCAAUCAGACCAGUCGCCUGACGAAGCGCCCCCACCCGCCAAGAAGGGUCAAGGUCGCCCUAGGAAAGCGAUCAUCAAAGAUGCCGCACGCAGACUCAAAGACAUGUGA
Puccinia triticina is the source of this 708-nucleotide messenger RNA. RefSeq lists its product as uncharacterized. The record is from RefSeq and is a predicted model, not a curated record. Lineage: Eukaryota; Fungi; Basidiomycota; Pucciniomycetes; Pucciniales; Pucciniaceae. The coding region runs from base 1 to 708 and encodes 235 amino acids. The transcript has 5 exons. Gene Ontology annotation, molecular function: phosphatidylinositol binding.